Molecule: messenger RNA, 2195 nt
Organism: Protopterus annectens (West African lungfish)
Lineage: Eukaryota; Metazoa; Chordata; Ceratodontiformes; Protopteridae
Gene: ZNF384
Product: zinc finger protein 384
Exons: 7
Coding region: 1-1308 (435 amino acids)
Source: RefSeq, a predicted model, not a curated record
AUGUUCAAUACAAAUGAUAGUCACACAUUCAUGUUUCACAUUAUAGAUAAGGCUGAACAAACACCAUAUGGAGGCAAUAUAAAAACAUUGCUGGGACUAAAAGAAAGUAGAUGGCAGAUUAUUUCGGAUGCAACAAAUUUUCCAGGCCUUGUUAUUACCUCUCCGUCUGGAUCGUUAGUCACUACGUCAUCGUCUGUGCAGACUUUUCCAGUUUCUGCCCCUCCUGCCAUGAUUGUGUCUGCACUGCAAGGCUCACAUGGUCUACAGGUUGUUCCAGAUGUCAAAAAGCAAGAAGAAGAUGCUGCCGCAGUUGCUGCUAUCAUGAAACCAAGGGGCAGGAAAAAGAAGAGAUUGACAGAAUCUGGGCUUCCAGCAGCACUUCAUGAUCCGUACGAGCUCAAUGACGACGACGAUGCCAGUAAAGACGGGAAAUCCUACAGAUGUCGGAUGUGUUCCUUGACUUUCUUCUCCAAGUCAGACAUGCAGAUUCACUCCAAGUCGCACACAGAAACAAAACCCCACAAGUGCCCACACUGUUCGAAGACCUUUGCUAACAGCUCCUACCUGGCACAGCACAUACGCAUCCACUCAGGUGCCAAGCCUUACACCUGCAGCUACUGCCAGAAGUCCUUUCGCCAGCUCUCCCAUCUCCAGCAGCACACACGCUCUCUGCACGCCAAAUGCCUCACUGAGAUGAAGCCACACAGCUGUCCGUAUUGCUCCAAAUCCUUUGCCAACAGCUCGUACCUCGCCCAGCACAAACGGAUCCACACGGGUGCAAAACCAUACAGCUGCAUCUACUGUCAGAAAUCCUUCCGUCAAGUCUCCCACGUACAGCAGCACACACGAAUUCACACAGGGGAUAGACCAUACAAAUGUGCCCAGCCUGGGUGUGAGAAGGCCUUUACUCAGCUAUCAAAUCUUCAGUCUCAUAGACGACAGCACAACAAAGACAAACCGUUCAAAUGCCAUAACUGUCACCGAGCAUACACAGAUGCCUCCUCACUUGAAAUUCACAUGACCACUCACACUGUGAAGCAUGCUAAAGUCUACACCUGCUCCAUCUGUACUCGGGCGUACACAUCAGAAACAUACCUGAUGAAACACAUGAGAAAGCACACUGGUCCUGACCCUCAACAGCAGCAGCAGCAGCAAGGAAACCCCUAUCCUUCACCUCAGCAAGUCCCAUCGUCUGAGGCACCUCAAUGCUCUUUUGACAUGAACCCAUACAAAAAUGAUGCACAUAAAGACUUGUGCCUCACCGUCAGUACCAGCGCCAUCCAGGUGGAUCAUCUCUCAAGUUCCUAGUGAAGCCUUUUUCUACUUUGCCUCAUCUUUUGUGUCCCCAGUCUAUUCACUUCCUGAGGCACCUUAAUAAAGUGAUUAAAACUCAUCUCCUUCCAACAGUGGAUCUCUGUUUGCUAUGGCUUUAUUCCUUCUGUUUAGCAAAGUGGACAGAAUAGCAAAGACAGAGACAGAGAUCUGGACAAGCUUUUGGGACCAGUGCACAGAAAUUGGCAAGCAAGCCUUUUUACUUUCUGUUUUAAUGGUCUGCAUCAGUCCAAAAGGCAAAAAAGGCAAGGUUGCACUUCCCUCUGUUCCCCAAAAAGCAUUCAGCCAUAUUCUGAGAUGCUGAAAGACUUGACUUACUCGUCACUGUGGAUGAUGUGUUCUUUUUCUCACUCAUGGAUUUUCACAUGUUCUCCAGCAAAGAAGAAAAGUAAAUUUCUUUUCAUUAAAUAGUUAUGAGGGAGUGAUUUUUUAUGAUGAUUCCCGCAGCAUGUUUGACAGAUAAAGGAGAUGAACGGACAGAAAUGGGGGCACAAGAUAAACUUUUAGGUGUUGCAGCAGACAGCAGUGUUCCAAGGAGCAGAUUGUUGGCUUGGAACAGCCACUGUUUUAGCAGAACUUAGUGAAGUGUGGGAUGCUUCACUGAUGGAGGAAGUGGACAGUCGUGGAAUGCCCCUCCAUUACUUCUACCCCUGUGAAGACUGCUUCACAAGAGUCACACCAGACUGGUUGUCUUUAUGAAGAUACCCACUGGAAACUAUCUUGAGUUAUCUAGCUAUAUUUUUGUUUUGCUAUUUUUACAUUUGUUACAACAUAUUGAGUAGGCUGCAGUUACAUCACAGCCUCUGACUAAUCCCAGAAGCAGUGUCUUUUGGGUGUUUUUUUUUUUUUUUUUUUUUUUUUUU